Messenger RNA from Chaetomium fimeti, 663 nucleotides. RefSeq names its product ATPase, V1/A1 complex, subunit E. Lineage: Eukaryota; Fungi; Ascomycota; Sordariomycetes; Sordariales; Chaetomiaceae. Gene Ontology annotation, molecular function: proton-transporting ATPase activity, rotational mechanism. The transcript is spliced from 3 exons. The coding region runs from base 1 to 663 and encodes 220 amino acids. The record is from RefSeq and is a predicted model, not a curated record. Gene Ontology annotation, cellular component: proton-transporting two-sector ATPase complex, catalytic domain. Gene Ontology annotation, biological process: proton transmembrane transport.
AUGGUCGGACAAGAGCUGCGCAAGAUGACGGCGUUUAUCAAGCAGGAGGCGACGGAGAAGGCGCGCGAGAUCGAGAUCAAGGCGGACGAGGAGUUCGCGAUCGAGAAGUCGAAGCUGGUGCGGCAGGAGACGGACGCCAUCGACACGGCGUACCAGAAGAAGUUCAAGCAGGCGACCAUGUCGCAGCAGACGACGCGGUCGACCGUGGCCAACAAGACGCGCCUGCGCGUGCUGGGCGCCCGCCAGGCCCUGCUCGACGACAUCUUCGCCGCCGCCGCCGACAAGCUGGGCGACGCCGCCAAGGACCCCGCCCGCUACGAGGACGUCCUCAAGGGCCUGCUCCUCGAGGGCUUCUACGCCAUGAGCGAGCCGGAGCUGCAGGUCCGCGCGCGCAAGGCCGACUACGAGAUCGUGCGCAAGGCCAUCGACGCCGCCGCUGCCGAGUACAAGGAGAAGGUUGGCAGCGACGUCAAGGCGACGAUUGACGAGGAGAACAACGUGCCGGAUGGGAGCACUGGCGGUGUGGUAAUCGUUGGGGGCAACGGCAAGAUCGAUCUCAACAACACCUUUGAGGCGAGGUUGGACCUGCUCCGGGAAAGCGCCCUUCCGGCUAUGCGCGAGGCUCUGUUUGGCAAGAACCCGAACCGCAAGUUCUACGACUAA